Molecule: messenger RNA, 525 nt
Organism: Gracilinanus agilis (Agile Gracile Mouse Opossum)
Lineage: Eukaryota; Metazoa; Chordata; Mammalia; Didelphimorphia; Didelphidae
Product: gamma-crystallin D-like
Exons: 3
Coding region: 1-525 (174 amino acids)
Biological process (GO): lens development in camera-type eye; visual perception
Molecular function (GO): structural constituent of eye lens
Source: RefSeq, a predicted model, not a curated record
AUGGGCAAGAUCACUUUCUACGAGGACCGAAACUUCCAGGGCCGUUACUAUGACUGCAGCAGUGACCACCCCAAUCUCCAGUCCUACUUCAGUCGCUGCAACUCUGUGAGGGUUGAUAGCGGCAACUGGAUGAUCUAUGAGCAUCCCAAUUACUCAGGCUGCCAGUAUUACCUUCGAAGGGGCGAAUAUCGUGACUACCAGGAUUGGAUGGGCUUCAAUGACUCCAUCAGGUCCUGCCGAUUCAUCCCUCAUACUCGCUCACAUAGGCUUCGGAUGUAUGAGAGAGAAGAUUACAGAGGCCAGAUGGUGGAGAUCACUGAUGACUGCUCUUCUUUCCAAGAUCGAUUCCACUUUCAGGAGAUGCACUCCUUUAACGUCCUGGAAGGCUGCUGGAUUCUCUAUGAGCUGCCCAACUACAGAGGAAGACAGUACUUGCUGAGACCGGGGGAGUACAGGAGAUACCUGGACUGGGGAGCCAUGAACACCAGAGUGGGCUCUGUGAGGAGAGUGAUGGACUAUUUCUAA